Maudiozyma barnettii is the source of this 618-nucleotide messenger RNA. RefSeq lists its product as uncharacterized. The record is from RefSeq and is a predicted model, not a curated record. The coding region runs from base 1 to 618 and encodes 205 amino acids. The transcript has a single exon. NCBI's taxonomy places the organism in Eukaryota, Fungi, Ascomycota, Saccharomycetes, Saccharomycetales, Saccharomycetaceae.
AUGCCUCUAUUAAAUUCUAAUAUACCACCUAUACAACAACAACAAAAUUACCUUCUUCAAAUGAACAAUAUAAAUGGUAAUAAUGCAACAACUUUACAAGAUUUUGAUUAUCAACAACAACAUCUAUCACCUCUAUUAAUGCAGCAACAACAACAAGUUAUGAUGUAUAGUAAUAAUGAUAGAAUAUCGUCAUCAUCUGCAACAAGAAAAUUUAAUGUAAAUGCAACAAGAAGUAAUUCUAGUUCGAGUUCAAAUUCUAGUGUUUUAAGUGCAUUAAGAACAACAAAUAAUAUUAGUAGUCUAUCAUCAUCACCAGGCUCAAAUAUUGGUAAUAAUACAUUUGGUAAACAUUAUGAUUUAUUAAAUAUUAAGAAUAGAAAUAAAUUAUUUGAAGAUGAUGUAUUGUUUUGCCCUAGAGCUUUAUUAUCACAAAGUGAACUGAAAACAAGAGAUGAAUUAGAUAAAUUCUUAAUGGAUAGAUAUAAUGAAUAUAUGAUAUUUAAUGGACAACAACAGCAACUUCAUAUAGAUGAAAAGAAAAAUAGUAACAACGGUAGUAUUAAUAAUGGACCAAAAUUUAAUCCUUACGCUUCAAAGAGUUUCACCCCUGGUAAUUAA